This is a messenger RNA of Oncorhynchus tshawytscha (Chinook salmon), 2595 nucleotides long. RefSeq names its product protein THEMIS. The transcript is spliced from 6 exons. Gene Ontology annotation, biological process: T cell receptor signaling pathway. NCBI's taxonomy places the organism in Eukaryota, Metazoa, Chordata, Actinopteri, Salmoniformes, Salmonidae. The record is from RefSeq and is a predicted model, not a curated record. Bases 199 to 2277 code for a protein of 692 amino acids.
AUAGAUGACUGCUCUCUCGCUCUGUGUCACUGAGUUGUUCACUGUAGGGUAUAGAGAGACUUCAUACUAAAAUAUAAGCACUGGCACUUAGGUUAUACCAAAACCUCGGGUCAACCUUUUGCUGAUCCAUGGAGAAGAUGGCAUCUCCUCUCUAGGUUUCCUUUAGUGUACACAUAGUCUGGGUCACCCAGGGUCCAAAUGGAAAGGAUGGCUAUGACAUUGGAAAAGUUCACCCGCUCUCUUGAUGCCAAGUCUCUCCCUAGAGUACUGCAGAUACAAUCUGGAUAUUAUUUUCAAGGUUCUGUGUAUGAGCUGUUUGGAAGAGAGUGGAGUUUCUCCUAUGGAGAGCUCCUGAAGAUCAUUGGGAUCAGUGUCACCAGACUCAUUGUGGAACUUCAGUCUGAGGGUUCCAAAUCUAUGACAGUAGAUCUAUCUCUCGACUAUCCAGGCCUUUUCAGGAUCGUGGCCGACAAGAGGCCAUACGCCAGUAUACAGGAGAUUGUUGACUCAGUGUGUAUCAGCCCUGAGUGCCUGGGCCAGCCAGAGUUCCGCUGCCCUGAGGAACUACAGCUGGCUGAGGGGACCAUCCAGGCUGAGGAGAGCUUCAGAAUCACUGCUCUUAGGACGAAGCACGGAGACAGCCAUGUUGACUGUGAGGUCACGCGGAAAGACUCCAAGCACAUCUUCACUGUGAAGCUCUCGCACACUGGGGAGUUCUAUGAGUGUGCCGACGACCAGUUCUACACCCUCAGGGAGCUGGUGGAAUGGAAAAUGCCCAAAGGAAGGAAAAGGACAGUGACUUGGGCCAAGUCUUUGCCAUCAAAGGAGAAGUGUGUGUCUUUGUUGCCAGAGGACUACAGUGGAGAUCUGGUUCUCACACCUGUCUAUGAGCUCCAGACUGUGUCCAAGUUUGGGAAGAACGUUGUUUUCAUCCCAUCUACCCUUGACGUUGAGGUGUUGGACGUAACCGAGGAGAGUGACGGUGCCUGUUUCAUGCAGCCUCUGUCACUCCGUGAUGUCUUUGCCAAGCCGAGCGAGGUCUUCCCCUUCAGGGCUGAGAUCAUAGAGCCACCAUCACAAGUUCAGGAGGAAUUGGGUUUCCUGAUGUCCUCUAAGCAAGUCAUUGUCCACAGUGCCUACCAGACCAAGAGGAUCCUAGCGUCUGAGAUCCGCAGUGAGGCCCAAAGACGCUUCCUCAUUCCAAUGUCUUACAACGGCAGGUUCAAGCGCAGGCCCCGGAUGUUCCCCACAGCAUAUGACCUAGAGGUAGCCAAGAGUGACAUGGAGCAGCUCCACGUGGUGGCUACCAGGGCCUUUGAGGCCGACUACGAGGGGCUGUCCUCUGUACUGGUGGGAGACCAGUACCUGGUCCACAAAAGGGAGACCAGCGAGGUGAUCUAUGGUGGCAGGAGAAAGACGGUGGAGGCCCUGGCCUGUGAGAAGAUGGUGGGGAAGAAGUACAAGGCCGUGCUGAUCCCCAUGUGUCUGGAUGGCGGCUUUGUGGAGGUGGUCCACGACAAGAAGCAGUACAUUCUCUCGGAGGUCUGCCACAAGUUCUCCCUGCCCUUCAACGUCAAGGUGUCUAUGAGGGACCUCUCAGUGAUGGAGGACCUCCUGGCUGGGGCCACAGGGCUGCAGCUGGAGGAGGAGAUCACUGACCCCUACCUUCUUGUCUCCACCCCGGACCUGGCCCAGUGCUGGGAGGUGCCUGUCAACCGCAUCAACAUGACCCUGCAGCUCCUGCAGCAGUGGAGCGGCCCAGAGCUGACCCAGGGCAUGGCUGUCUGCUCGGCUGUGGAGGAGAUAGGAGAGGACUGCUAUUUUACCUUGAGGAGGUACGUCAAUGCCAGUGUGCUGCCUCCCCCUCGACCACCCAAGAGACAUCAACAGCCCUUAGAAGACACAUUGAAACUGCAGCCUCCCAGACCAAAGAAGCCAGAGCCCCCCUCUCCAAAGAGCCCACAUACAGCCAAACCAGCCAUGCCUAGCCCUAGUUCGUCUGAUUGUGCAGAACAGAACACCUCUAUACCAAGAAAUGAAACGUCCCUCACAAGUCUGGUUGCAGUGCCUAAACCAGGCCCACAAAAAGCCAUUGUUGAAGAAAACGGUCCUCACAACAAUACAAUUGAACAGGAUGAUGACUACACUCAUGAUUAUGAAUACAUUGAUGAGGAUGAACUUGACAGCAUCAGGAGAAAAUUGAAUGACCAAAGUAUUCACAUAACAGACAAGAGGAAAUCAGAAGAAAUUGCCAUGCAGACUGCAAAACAGGUUUAGUAUAGAAGUGAAUGAUUGGUUUUGAUGACUAUCUAAUACAUAUCUAACCCAAGCUCAAAGUCUACCCCCAUAUUGUUUGUGUAAAGAUCAAUACAAAUGUUGCCAUGUGAUAUAUGCUGUACAGUGCCUUCAGAAAGUAUUCACACUUUUUCCACAUUUUGUUGUGUUACUAAGUGGUAUUAAAAUGCAUUUCAUUGUCACUUUUUUUGUCAACGAUCUACACAAAAUACUCUGUAAUGUAAAAAUGGAAGAAAAAUUCUAACAUUUGUAAAUGAUUCAUGAAAAAUAAAACACUAAUAUUUCUUGAUUAGAUAAGUA